Molecule: messenger RNA, 210 nt
Organism: Perkinsus marinus ATCC 50983
Lineage: Eukaryota; Perkinsozoa; Perkinsida; Perkinsidae
Exons: 2
Coding region: 1-210 (69 amino acids)
Source: RefSeq, a predicted model, not a curated record
AUGACGCUUCCCGAGGUACCUGAUGGCAUGGACCUCUCGGCAACGACGGAGGAAGUCGGCCCAAGUAUUGUGGAUGAACUGAAGGACGUCGUCACCCUAGACUCGGAUCAAGAUAUGCUCAGCCAAGCAAACUCAGUCUUGCGGGAGGCCGAUGAGAUGCUGGCUGGAAUGCGGCAGCUGCGAGAGGAAGCAACUGGUGAGGGCGACUGA